AUAUGAGACAAAAUCGAUAUUGCCUUAGAGACAAUAUCAACAUAAACAAGUUACGUAACGAGGCUAACGAUCCACUUCUAAACGAUCGUCACGAUCGGCUCAGACUGUUCGCUCGCUCGGACGUAUCCAAGAAAGUGUUAAAACGAGAAAGAUGUCACGAAAGAGCAGAGAUUUCAUGUUGAACUUCGUAUCAGAUUUAAUGAACCCGACUGUGGAGGAAGAUACUUUGAUUCGAUCUUUAAGGCAGAACUUUGGGGAGAAUAAAGAAAAGCCUAAGAACAAAGACAAUCUAACCAGCUAUAGAUUUAAUGAUGUGGAGAAGAACAAGCAUGAUAAACGAAUAGGUUCAGAUUCCGGAGAGUCUGUGCUUCAUAUUGCCGUCAGCCGUCAGAGGAAUAAAGUUGCCAAGAAAAUAUUUGAAUGUGAACCAAGUUUAAUCAACUGUGAUAGAAAGGAUGAGGACUAUCGUGGACAGACGCCUUUCCACAUUGCCAUAGCCAUGGCCAAUCCUAAGACGGGUGCUGGGCAAGAUCUGGUGGAAGCCAUGACUAAAACACUCAAAGAUAAUUAUAUGCUCAAAGAGGCGAUGGAAUGUAGAGUUUCCGGAAAGAAAUUCAGAGGUACUGUUAUGUUAGGAGGGACACCUUUGUCCAUUGCUGCUUUGGAUAAUAAUGAAAAUAUUGUUGACCUUUUUCUUGAAAAUGGCGCUGAUCUAAAGGACUCGGACAGUUUUGGGAAUACAGUUUUUCACUCGAUGGUCCUAUACGCAUCUUUCUACCCAGAGAAGGAGCAAGAUAUUCUGAGGAUGUUUGAAAAGUUGGCAAAUCACAAGCAAUCGAAGUGCAGAGAAAAUGUCCAACGAGAAAAUGCUCGAAAGAUAUCAGCACUCCAUCUUGCUGCUGAGCUGGGUCUGGACAACGUGUUUAGUCACAUCCUUGAACUGAAGGAUGCAUAUAAGUUCUUCUCUAAUCAUGACGGCGUUUUUGAUAUCUACAAAUGUGAUAUAACAGAGCUUGAUAAGGCAACCUGGGAUAGAGCCGUUCUACAGAAGUCACCUGACUACAGGAACACAGAACACAGAGCUGAGGGAUUGCCUAAAGGCAGGCAGGACUGUUGGAUAGUAAGCUAUUGGAAGAAUCGGAGACAAAAUACCAACCAGAGUAUUUUGGAAAACAUUUGCAGUUUGGAGUCAACCACGGCAUAUGCGUUUCUGAACAACUACACAGUCCGAGAAGUUUUGUUCCUGAAGUGGAAGCAGUACUCGCUCGUCUACUACCUUUUCCUCGUUCUUCAUCUGGCACUAAUGAGCAUCCUAACCUGGCAUUUGGAUCUCAAAGUUGACGCCAUCAUGUAUCCAGACAAGGCACAGAAGCAAACCUUGGUGGGUUUUAGUAUCUUCUCAAUCGUCAUAAGUCUCCUCUAUAUCAUUUUUGAGUUACACAGGAUGUUCAUUUCUUGGCAACCCUUCCAUCUAACAAAACUGCAUCACAAUGGAGUGUACCGAUGCAUUUUUGUGCUAUUUGGUUUUGCAUUACUGAUAGACGCGUCGUGGAAUGUUGGAACUGCUAAAAACAAUUAUUGUCUGGUAAUAGCAUUGAUCCUUGGUUGGUGGUCAACAACCUUCUUCCUGCGUGGAAUCAAGCCUUUGAGCUACAUAACACUGAUGUUACAAAAGGUCCUCUUUGGAGAUAUGGUGAAGUUUAUACCAAUCAUUUGCAUAAUGAUGAUAGCAUUCACAAGUGCAAUGCGCAGUUCCAUGGCCAUGACUGCACCUGACUCAUUCGGAAAUUUCGCUAUCAGUCUGAUUACCAUGUUUAAGCUAAUGACUGGCCAGGCCGAGAUAGAGGGACUUGAGGGAGCAGCAAUACAUGGAUCUGUCCCCAUAUUUGUCUUGUCGGUGAUAGUCAUCCAGAUAUUCCUCCUCAACAUCCUCAUCGCAAUUAUGUCCACCACGUGUGAAAGCGUCGAGAAUUCAAACAAGCUCUUGUGGCUUCAGAGAUUGUCCAUUGUCAUAUUCAUAGAAGGGAUACUACCAAAAAGGCUGAAGUCACCCAUGGGGAAGGAGGAUAAGACAGAUUCUAGCAGUACCAGAUAUCUUCUCGAAAUUGACCGCUUGAGAGACGGAGAAUCCAAUUACAACAAGACCUUUGAGCAGAAUGGCAAUGCAAAUCUUACAGCAACACUGCGCAACCUCCUGAACCAAUCCAAAGUAGGGGAGACAAUAGCACGCUCCGACAACGGAGCGCCCCCUGUCCAGUAUCUGGUCAUUGAUAACUAUGGAAAGAGCAAAUAAACAAAUACAUAAGAGGGGACAGUAUUGUAAACAUCGUUCCGAAAAGUCACUAGCAAAGUCAAAAUCCGUAUCUGUGGGGAAAACCUUGAUAUGGCU
Messenger RNA from Haliotis rubra (blacklip abalone), 2389 nucleotides. RefSeq names its product transient receptor potential cation channel subfamily V member 6-like. The record is from RefSeq and is a predicted model, not a curated record. The transcript is spliced from 2 exons. Gene Ontology annotation, cellular component: membrane. Gene Ontology annotation, molecular function: protein binding; calcium channel activity. Gene Ontology annotation, biological process: calcium ion import across plasma membrane. Bases 152 to 2293 code for a protein of 713 amino acids. NCBI's taxonomy places the organism in Eukaryota, Metazoa, Mollusca, Gastropoda, Lepetellida, Haliotidae.